This is a messenger RNA of Ceutorhynchus assimilis (cabbage seed weevil), 1860 nucleotides long. The record is from the annotation of a GenBank genome assembly. NCBI's taxonomy places the organism in Eukaryota, Metazoa, Arthropoda, Insecta, Coleoptera, Curculionidae.
AUGGUUUUAACGAAGGAACCAAAAAGAAAUAAAACUAAAGAUGUGUCAUCAAAAAAAACAGAACUUGUUCCACAAACCCAAUGCCGAAUAUGCCUUUUUCAAUGUUCCGGCUUAUCGUUAGAUGCCCCAUUAACUGGGGAUGAAAGUUCCAAGACUUUAGUCUUUGAGGCCCUAGAAGUCGUCAUCAAGGAAAAGGUAACCAGAGGGCCAAAUUAUCCAGACAUAAUUUGUGAGAACUGUUUCGGGUAUUUAAAGAUUUCUUAUGUAUUGAUUACACAGUAUCAUUUGUCCAAAGUAAGGCUUUUGGAACAACUGGAGGGAUAUGGAGAAGAACUUACCACCAAUGGUAAUUCUAAGGAUGAAGUAAAGAAAUAUUUGCCAAACAAAACAGCAACUAAGAAUUUUGUCGAGAUAGUAGUAGGCACAAAAAAAUAUAGUAUUGAAGAUUUAGUUAUUGUUGAAGACAAAGAUGAGAGAGACGAGUCAGGGGUCUAUGAAGGUUUUCUACGAAACCUUGGUACUUCAGUUAGUGCCACUUUUGUUAAAAAAGGGCACUGCAAACCUAAAAUUGAUUUAGAGCCUUCAUCUCUUACUCUCGAUAUUAAAAAACUUGAAACAGAAAAUCACUGUGAUAAUGAAGAUGUCAGAGCUAGUCCUAAACCUGGAAUUGAUUUAGAUGCUUCUUCUCUUGAUAUUGAAGAACUUGAACUAGAAUAUUACUGUGAUAAUGAAUAUGUCGAGUUCAUUCCUAAACCUAAUAUUGAUUUAGAGGCUCCAUCUCUUGAUAUUGAAGAACUUGAACAAGAAUAUCACUGUGAUAAUGAAGAUGUCGAACUUACUCCCGAACCUAAUAUUGAUUUAGAGGCUUCAUCUCUUGAUAUUGAAGAACCUGAGCAAGAAAAUCUCUCUGAUAAUGAAGAUGUUGAACUCACUCCUAAACCUAAAAAUGAUUUAGAAGCUCCAUCUCUUGAUAUUGAAGAACUUGAACAAGUUGUUGAACUCACUUCUGUAGGUGAAGAUAUAGUUUUGCCAAGUAGGGUCAUAGAAUAUAAAUGUCCUUAUUGUUUGGAGAUAUUAUCCACCAGUAGUAGAUUAAUGCAACACUUUACUGAAUGUACCAAGAGAGUUUCAGCCUUAAGGAGAAGGGCAAAUCCAAAAAAACAAAAUCAAUGCCGGAUUUGUGGGGAAGUUUUUGCAGCCUUGGGUUCAUACUAUUAUCAUUGCAAAAAGCAUGAUGGUAAACAACAUGGCUGUAAGAUGUGUGACAAAAAGUUCUUUACAGCUUCUCAAGCUAGACGUCAUUUGCAAAUUCACAACAAAGAAAAAACUAUAGAAAUAUGCCAAAUUUGUGGCAAAGGAUUUCAUUACCGUAGUGGUUUAUUUUAUCAUAUGAAAAUGCAUAAUAACACACGAAACCUACUUUGCAGUUAUUGCCCCAAAACGUUUUAUACUCAAACUUCUUUAAAACGUCAUGAACUGACUCAUACUGGCGAUAGACCUUUUUCCUGCCAGUAUUGCUCAAAAAAGUUUCGUUCAAAAGAUGAAAGAAAAAAGCAUUAUUUAGGCCACACAGGAGACCGUCCUUAUUCUUGCAAAUAUUGCGAAAUUGGCGCUCGAACUUUGUUUAAUCUUAAACAACACAUGACCACUCAUCCUGGCGAAUUCUUCUGUACGCGCUGCGAUAAAACUUUUGCUGACAAUGAUAUUUUACAGUUUCAUUUGAGACACAAACACAAAGAAGAGGAAGAAGAUAAUGUAUCUGCAAUAAAUGGAGAAGGGACUAGUGAAAUUUCUGAUCAGUGGUUUGAUGACCCUGAUGAAAUUGUGGUAGUUGAAAUAAUGAAUAUUGAUUUAGAAUAA